Molecule: messenger RNA, 1614 nt
Organism: Mycena indigotica
Lineage: Eukaryota; Fungi; Basidiomycota; Agaricomycetes; Agaricales; Mycenaceae
Product: Carboxylic ester hydrolase
Exons: 5
Coding region: 1-1614 (537 amino acids)
Source: RefSeq, a predicted model, not a curated record
AUGGAGGGGUCAUUCAUGGUAGUACCAAAUCCCCCUCAUUUUGUUCGCAGUCUCGAGGAUGAACGAAGGCAUUGGGCUCCAUCUUUCGUACCAACAGACAUUCUUCCAGGUCUAGGCCUGCUCGUCAAGCUUCUACCAAACUUAUUCCACGCUACCUCCCAUCUACACGGUCCGACUCAUCAAGAAUUAGCAUGCCUCUCACUACAGUCUCGCCUUCAUCCUCCAGAGAACACUACCAUUAAUCGUAUAUCAUACGUCGCUGGAGGGUCAACUGUCCCACUCGCCGAUUUAUGUGCCUCCAGCACAAUCGUGGAUGUGUCUGUCUGUCGCGUGGAGUUUGUGACCCAGACAAGCGAAACGUCCGCGGUCCGUGCCGAGCUUUGGUUGCCUGACGAGUGGCAUGGCCGGUUUUUAGGGUUAGGGAAUUCCGGGCUAUCUAGCUGCAUGGACUAUGCUGGCCUAAAUUACGCAUCCACCGUUCAUUUCGCUGCUAUUGCAUCAAAUGGGGGGCAUGAUGGGGGCACCCUUCAUUUUCUCAAUCGUCCGGAAGUUAUAAACGACUUUUCAUUUCGAGCCGUCCACGUAGAAGCUGUAGUCGGAAAACAUAUCGUGGAGGCUUACUAUCAGCGGCCGCACAGCAAGUCGUACUAUCUCGGCUGUUCAACUGGCGGGCGGCAAGGAACUCAAGCCGCUUUGAAGUAUCCACAAGAUUACGACGGCAUUGUUGCGGGGGCCCCUGCGCUUAACUUCAAUCAUCUAAUUUACUGGAGCGGCAUAACAGCACGUCGUCUGACCUCUGCAAAUAUACCCCUCAAGACCUGGCAAAACCUCGUCUCACCAGAAAUUCUCAAGCAGUGCGAUGGACUGGAUGGAGUUAUGGAUGGAAUUAUCACCGAGCCUGAUGACUGCAAAUUCGACCCCCAAGUUCUGUUAUGUCGGGAGGAUAAUACGGCGCAUUGCUUAACACAGCUCCAAGUUGAGGUUUUGCGCGAGCUUUACUCCCCGCUUGUGGUACAAGGCCGACUUGUUUGCCCUCGCCUCGACCCUGGGGCGGAAAGCGAUCCCCAAAGCUUCUCCUUGCUGACUGGGGAGGCCCCGUAUUACACCGCGGAUUGGCUCCGAUAUGCCGUAUUCAACGACACCGAAUUCGAUCUACAACGAUUAGAUGAAGCGCACCUCCGAGUCAUCGACCACAUCGAUCCUGGCGGCAUUUCCACCUUCAAUGGUGAUCUCUCUGCGUUCCGCAAUCGCGGCGGCAAAUUUAUCACCUACCACGGACGAAUGGACCCGAUCGUUGUUUCUGGCAACUCAAAACGUUUUCACGAAUUGGUUUCGCAGACUAUGGGCAAUCCUGAUGACUUUUUCCGUCUGUUUCUCAUUCCCGGCAUGGGUCACUGUUUCGGUGGGCCUGGUGCAACAAAAUUCGGACACCAUGGCCUCACGCCCGGCCGGAAUAACUCAGAGCACAACAUCUUAUCCGCAAUUGUUGAAUGGGUCGAAGGCGGUGUUGCACCAAGUUCCUUCGUUGGUGUGGGAGAUCGGGGCCAGACGAGGAGACAUUGCCUUUACCCUCGCCAGAGUGUUUGGAAUGGGAGUAAAUUUGUAUGCAGAUGA